UUUCUCGUGUUAUUGUACCAGAUGCGGUUUGUCAUAAUCAGUCACAUAUUUCUGAUGAAAUUGCUUACAAGCCUGAGAACAUAAAUGGCUGAAUGAGUCGAAUCAUGAUCAAAAACUGGAUUCAGUUUUGGUAGAUGCUGAUUCUUCUAAUGAUCCAUUAUUCUCUAAUGAGACUCCUAAUUUGAGGGAUAUAUUUCAGAAAAAUCAAAUUCUGAUAUCAUAACAAAUGUUAUUCGUCGUCACAAUGGAUCUAUCUCUAGAAAUAUUCCUAAUGAAUGUGACAAAUGUGUUCCGAAUGAGUCUAAUUCUUGUCACAUUUGUGAUGUUAUUGUAUCAGUUGUUGAAUAUUCUCACGAACAAUGUAUGUUGAGUAGAGUACCUAGUCAGUGGUAUGAUGAGUCAGAAGGAAUAGCAAGUUUUCCCGAAGCAUUCGGAGAACCAGUUUGCCCAGAUAUAGGGUUUGUACAUGCUGAGAAUCCGAAUAAAGUCCAAGAUUAUCCUAAUGAGUAUGAGGCAGAUACGUGUUUUCCAUUCGAUUGUUUCUCAGGUGAAUCAAGCCUAGAUGAAUCACAUGUGUCAAUUGCACAUAUCAAUGCAUAUCUAUCUGUGUAUUGUAAUAUAAAUAACAAAAAAAUGUAUCAUAAUUUUUAUGCAAGUCAGAGUCACAUGAUGGAAUGCCUCAAAUUACUUGUCAGUGUGUAUCCCCAAAUACUCACAUAUAAUAAUCGAAGUGUGAGAUGUAAGAUAAUGCAAAUUAAGAACGUCAAAUUGGUUAUAACGUUGCGACGUAAGGAUCCAACAUUAGUUCGUGGAGGAGGAUAGUGCUGGAAAUUCUAUGAUGCAAAUUCUAGACAUCAGUGGUUUCACUACACGACCGACAUGAUGAUUGUAUGCAAUUCCAGAAAUCAGGUGAGUCUGUCCCAAUUUCGGUUGUCAAUUCUAAUAUUAAUGAACGCAUUCUAGAUAAUAAAGAGUCUAUAUCCAAUACACUGUCGAACAGAUUUAAGAUGAACUUCAGAAGAAGACGUACAAUCGAUUACAGACUCUUGCACUCCGAUUUGAGCUGUGGAGGAUGUGAUGUUUGAAUGAAUCAAUCAUUUCUUUGUAUUGAUGACUGUUUU
Messenger RNA from Schistosoma rodhaini, 1121 nucleotides. The record is from the annotation of a GenBank genome assembly. Lineage: Eukaryota; Metazoa; Platyhelminthes; Trematoda; Strigeidida; Schistosomatidae.